CUUGUUUUGGCAAGUAUGAAGCAGUUUCAUCUUUGUUUGCAGUUAAUCCGCCUUGUUUGUGGUGAACAUACGGUAGACGCCACUCAUGUGAUACAGAUCACUCUUACUCAUGCGCUAGAGCUUAAACCUUACUUUGAGGAACCUUUCUCUUCAACUGCACGAUCAUCUGAUUUUCAUGGUCCAGAUUCUUGCCAUCAAGUUAGACAUGAUUUUGUUCUUUCAAAUAGGAACGCUGUUGAUGAGUACUGGAACACUCUGGAGUACUUAUUGGCUGGUGCUAAUCCAGAAGCUGCUUCAAAUGCUUCCCCAGAAUCUGCAAAUCAAGAGGUGUUCCAUUGUUUUCACAAUAGGAAGCAAAUGCGUCUCUGUAGAUUCCAAGGAGUUGUAACUGCCAAAUGGAUGGAGGUUCGGUCCAUAAAAGGACGGAAUAAUUAUUUACAGAAAAGAAAGAGGUCAUCAGGUGGAGAUCCUGCAAGACAUGUAAAGUUACGCACUUCAGACGUACGACCAAGUGACAAGAGCACAUUCGAUACUGUUGACCCAUUCCCCGAUGAACAAAAUGCUUUCCUGGUUUCUCCAGGGGAUGUUGGAUGUAAUUCUCAAAUAAAUUGUGUUGGUGAUCAUAGGGAGGUUACCAAAGGGAUAGAUCAAUGCGAAAAAACUGAGGCCAAUCACUCUUUCAUGAAGAGAAGUGAUAUCUCAAGUCUGAAGCCAACAUGCAGAGCAAGUUUCUCCUGGAGCGAAGAUGCAGACAGGCAAUUGGUGAUUGAAUUUGUAAGACACAAAGCUGUCCUUGGGCCAUAUUCUCGUUUUAAAUGGGCCUCAGUCAAAAACCUUCCAGCGUCACCUGAUGCCUGCAAAAGGAGAAUGACUGCUUUGAACAGCUGUAUGCAAUUCAGAAGUGCUUUAAUGAAUCUCUGUAAUGAAGUCUUGGAGCGUUAUGCACGACACCUCCAGAACAGGUCUUUAGAUUGCGGUGAUUGUGAAGAGAUGGUUUGGCAUCAUGCCUCAGAAGAAGAAGAUUUGGAUCAAGGUGUUUCUGACGGCCGUGAACAUUCUAGAAAGGCUGUUGCACACGAGCGGUGGGAUGAUUGUGACAAUGACAACGUAAAGGUUGCCCUAGAUAAGGUGCUAGAAUGCAAAAACAUGGCUAAGUUGGAUGGUAGCAAUGGAGUUCAAUCUGCCAAUGAUAAUUCAGAUCUCAGUUUAAAUGCUGAAAGACCUGUAAGUCCUGUUGUUGCAGUACGUCAUAGAUGUGCAUGACAUUUUAUGCCUGUU
This is a messenger RNA of Nicotiana tabacum (common tobacco), 1278 nucleotides long. The record is from RefSeq and is a predicted model, not a curated record. NCBI's taxonomy places the organism in Eukaryota, Viridiplantae, Streptophyta, Magnoliopsida, Solanales, Solanaceae.